AUGGCAAAUGUCAAAUUUUAUGUGCAUUAUUUUAUCGUUCUGAUAUUUUAUUCCAAUGUAUUCGCAAUACAAAAAGAUGAAUUUAGCUUGGAAAAAAGGGGAAAUGAUUAUGAUGUAAAUCUUCCAGGCACGAAAUUACGACUCAUCAGCAUGGUAUUCAGACACGGCGAUCGGACAUUGGACAAUGAUUUCAGUUUUAUGUAUCCAAACAACCCAUAUAUAAAUCACGAUGACUACCCAUACAACGACGGCCAAUUAACUCAGGCUGGCAGGAGAAGAGCGUUUCUAUUUGGGCAAUUACUAAGAAAAUGGUAUAAUGAUUUUCUCGGAAAUAUAUAUUAUCCACCAAAUGUGUACGCGCGUAGUACGGUACUUCCCAGGACUAAGAUGACUCUGCAAGUGAUACUUGCGGCACUUUACCCGCCAAUUGACAGCAGACAAAAAUGGAAUGAGAAUCUAUCUUGGCAACCAGUAGAUACGAUUUAUACUAGUUCAUCUCAAGAUAGUCUAUUGUUUCCAUACAACUGUAAAGAGUAUCGUGAAACUUACAUCAACAUAUUACACAGUAAUGCAGUGAUAGCUGAAAUAGAAGCGUUUAAUGACACGAUAAAAGAUUUGUCAAAAUAUGUAGGAAGAAAUAUUAGUGGUGUUUAUGAACUCUCUGCUCUGUAUCAUAUUUUGAGCAUACAAGCAUCUAUGAACCUAAGUUUACCCAAAUGGUCCCACGACGUGUUUCCAAGCGGCAGACUUUUCGAUGCAGCAAUGCUCCAAUAUAAAUUAUACAACUACAAUGACAAGCUCAUUAGACUUAAUGGAGGUAUAUUGUUAUACAAAAUACUUCAAGACAUGAAUGGAGUGAUAAAUGGAACUUUAUCAGAUAGAAAGAUCAAUCUCUUUUCCGCACAUGACGUAAACGUGUUCGCGUUUUUGCGAGCUUUGGGUAUAUUUGAUAACAAAAUCCCGGCAUUUACAAGCAGCGUCAUCGUAGAGCUGCGCGAAAAGAACGGCGAAUAUUUCGUUCGAGUGUUACAUUAUUUAGGUAUACCAUCAGUUCUAUCGCCAGUAAGAAUUCCCAACUGCGAUGUGCUUUGCCCGUUCGAGAAAUUUAUCCGUUUGACAUCGGCGACGACUGCGACGCACGAAGAUCCUAAAUGCCCGCUGACGAUUGCUAUUUACUAA
Molecule: messenger RNA, 1179 nt
Organism: Dinoponera quadriceps
Lineage: Eukaryota; Metazoa; Arthropoda; Insecta; Hymenoptera; Formicidae
Product: venom acid phosphatase Acph-1-like
Exons: 6
Coding region: 1-1179 (392 amino acids)
Biological process (GO): dephosphorylation
Molecular function (GO): phosphatase activity
Source: RefSeq, a predicted model, not a curated record